GACCGACCGCUCGCCGUCUUCCGCCGCAGCCGCCACCGCCGCCCGCGACCAUUCUUAGUGCGAACUUUUCUGUACGUCUGACGCGAACGCGCCCCGACGACACGCAGGCGAGUCGUGUCCGCCGCCGGCCGAACGGAUUGCCCACGCGAAGUAUUUUGCGCGCUCUUUCGAUAAGAAAACCGCCGCUCCCGCCUAGCCGUCCGACAAUUUGCACUCGCAGACGCGCGGGACUCGCCCCGCCGCCGCAGCCAUGGAUUUACAGGUACCUAACAACAGUAAUUAUUAUUGCUCGUUUUAAAACGUUUGAUCGCACCAUAACGACUCUAUCUAAAGAGACGACGGCCAUUAUAAUUUUGAAAACCCCGAAAUUGUCGGCAAAAUGAACGUUUCGAGUAUUCCGUGAAAUCGGCUAUUACGCCGGGCUAUUAUAUACACGGUAAAACAAUAUCCGGGAACGUUGUUUGCGCUGGAAUGACAAAAACCAACGGUUCCCGGUCCAACUCGAGUGUGGAUUCAUGUCGGACUUUUUGAUUGAAAAUAGACCCCGAUUUGUCGUUAAAAAUCACGACGGUCAGGUAAAGGAGUGGGGGGAGGCCAAAAUGCGAUGUGAAAACUUCUAAUUUAUGAAAUAACAAAAAACGGACAUUCUUCGCACGGUGGGUUGGAGGCCGCUGUUGUAGGUGAAUAAUCGGGAAAGUAUAAUAUAAAUGGAAAUUUAAAUUUGUACGUAACGAUGAACAAUUGCUAAUGAAAAAAGAUUCGGAGCGAAGUUUUUUUUAAAGACGUACGUACAUUUUCCCGUUUUUCUAAGGAUUUUCCUGGUUAUUUUUUGCAAUUAUUAUGAAAAAAAUGAUUUCUUUCAGAUAAAAUUUAUUUUCAGAAAAGGUACACUUAUAAAUCGGAACAAGAUUUCUUAUGGAAAAAUUGUUCAUGGAUAAAUAAUAAUAAAAAAGCAAAAUUUUAAAACCAGUGCUUUACUGGCUAAGCUCCGAAUCUACGUGUUCAAGUAUUUUUAGUUUUAUUUUUUUAUUUAUAAAGGAAUAUUUCAGUAUUUUUCUUACGGUAAAAAAAGAAAAAAAUAAUAAUUCUUGGUUGGCCAAAAAUUUAAACUUUUAUUUUUAAGUUAAUAGAAUACUAUAUUUUAUUGUAGAUACGUCUUAAUAUAGGUAGGUACUGUGAUACAUUAAAUUAUUUAUUAUCUAUUGAUUGUUGUAAAUAGGAACAAAAAAUGUUAAGUACAGUAGAAGCCGCUUAUUAGUAAUACGGAUAAUUUAUACAAUUCCGUUAUUGAAACAAAAUGUAUGUGAACAAACUGGUCGUAUAUUAAAACCAAUCGUUUAUUAGAAACGAUCGGUUAGCUGACACGUUUCACCUCGGUCUUAAAGUGUUCCUAAUAAGCGGCUUCUGUUGUAUAAACAGAUAUUUUUUUUUUUUAACGUGAGCGUUAAUUUCUGAAAUGUUGACGUUAUUUUUUUCAAUUUUUUGAUUUAAUACCUUUGGUGGGCCGCAAUUAAUAAAUGAUCACGGGCCGCAGUUGAUCGCCAUUUCCCUAGUAAAUAGUGAACACUUUCUCAUCCACCAGUAUUUUGAUCGCUGCGGUAUUUUUAAGGCAUUGCGACAAGUGACUUUUACGGAUUUUCAACCGAAUAUAAAUGCAAUAACCGACAUUUUUAAAAAUUUGACGCUUAUUGCUGAUCUCUUUGGGAAAGCAGUGUAAUUGUAGUUUUGGCGGGAAAAGUCUUCACGGUCCGCAGAACCCCGUGGCCCGACAAAUAUACCGCGUUAAUAAAAUAUUAUGUGUAGAGAUGAGUAGAACUGUGAAUGUUCAUUAAAUAUAUUAUUUUUCCAGCUUAUGCCAGAUAAAGCUUUCUUAGUACAUAAACUUCGAAUUACGUAUCGACGAAAUUGAUUUUAAAGUUGUUAUUUUGCUUUUUUCUACAUUUUCGAUUUUAAAGGUCUUGAAUAAAAACCUUUAUUUUAGAUCAUUUAUUAUUAUUAUUAUUACUUUCUAUUUAAUGCAUUGUUAUAUUUUAUGGUAAUGUAUCUAAUUUGAUGUGUGUAAAAUGUUUCAUUUUUAAAUUUACGUUUAAAAGCUACAACAUGAGGUGUCAAUAUGAAUUAUAUAACGUUAACGAACAUCAGCAACAAUCGGGUUUUAAAUUCGUUUAUUUAUUGUUAACUAUCAAUACGAAAGGAUCGCACAAAUUAACAAUUAAUGAUUUAAGUACCUAUUAAAUAAGACUAUUGUUUGUCAUAAUUCUUUUUUUUUACAUAUCGCUUUUUACUGCGUUUUUGGAUUUUUUUUUUUUUUUUUGUAAGGAAAUAAUUUUAAGUUUGCUUUAUACUACCUUUUUGGGAUUUGAAAUUCUGUUUUUUUUUUUAUUUUUUUAAGUGUUUUUUGUGCAACGUUAGACGACGACCGAAACUUGAAACGCCAAGAAAAAAAAGGUAUUAUACGCCGGACUUACGAUUUUUUCCGUCUGAGAAUAAUAUUAUAAUAACUGGGAGUAGGUACACCGGUAAACGCUUUAUACGUAGAUUGUUAAAAAAAAAAAAAUCAAUAUAACAGCUUGGCCAAGGGCAGUCAUGUGCAGCGGGUAAGGAAACAAAAUAAAACAAAAAUAAUAACAAUAAUGUUUAUUUCUCGAGCGACGCCGUGCCGUAUCGUUUGGACAAUAUUAUUAACAUUCAAAGGACUCGUUCGAGAAUGAAAAUGUAUAAAUAUUAUCAUCGAGUCGUCGCCGUUUUUACGACGAUAAGUCGUCGGUCGUCUGUCGUGUUGCAGCUGUUGCGACCAUCAUUCAACACUACUCGAUUCAAUUAUUACUAUUUAAGUCGUACUCAGUGUUUGGCUUGGGAAAAAAGUAGCAGUCGUACUAUAGCUACUUUAAAAAAAUUAGUAUCCCUAUAAUUUUAUUAUACUACACAUUACCGAAGAGGGCUUCACCACUACCCCCUCCCACACUUCUUCAGAAUCAUAAGUAUAAAACCAUUAAACACGUAUCAUAACAAAAAAAAGACUAAUAAUUUAAUAAUUGUUUAUGUACAAGUAUGACUUGUCUUUUUUAAAACCAACAUUAAAAUAUACCUACUCAACAAUUACAAACUUACUUUUAUAUUUUUUAGUUAUUUUUAAUUUUUGAAUAUCUUUAUUUAAAAUAUUUCAUAAAUAAGAAUAUUGAUAGCAGGGUUAUACGAGAUAGCAUGUUGUUCAAUGGUAAUAAUAUAACAGGUCAGUAUACCCUUCUUAGAAAACCCACACACAAAUUUCGGUUAAGCAAUUUUAUAAAAAUAGACGAGCAAUAUAUUAUGAUGUUCAUUUAUUUUUUUUUCUGUGAUUAACUUUUUUACCAGAAAUUUUACUCCAAUUUUCAUGUGUAGCGCCUUAUUUGAAAGAAAAUUCGUUAGACGUGUUACUUUAAUGGGAUCAUUUAUUUCCUAUAGGUUUUCAUGAUAAUUGGGAAAAACCGAGAAAAAACGUAGGAAAAACUAGAUAAAUCGUAAAUAUUACGGCUCUUCAAAACAUGUAAAAAACCGGACCCCACUCAGAAUCAUUUUUCGUUUGCAAUGAUUAAUCGUUGCAUACAGGUAUACAAUUAAUUUUCCAUCUACCUUCCUAAAUUCUCACCUACAACAGUGGCCCACCCAUCGUGUUUGCAUUUUUUUUUGCAUAAAUGAACAACUUUACUACUCCUGAAAUCUGGCUCCAAUAAAACAUUUUAUAGGAACUUUCUUAUAGGUAGUGUUUCCGAUCUAGUUGGUACAUUGUAGAGGUCCUUAUUUGAUUUCCCUAGUAGUUUUUUCUUAAAAAAUUGGAAAAACUGAUAUGUUCUCAGAUAAUUUUUGUUGGUUUCUGGGUUUCUUUACGCGGAUACAAGGGAUAGCGGUUAUAGAUUUUUAAAGAACUAUUGAUACUAAUUUUUUCGCGUCCUCCAACAGGUUUAAUCGCAAUGUAUCAACUAUCAGAAUAAAAAAACCCAGAAGGAUUUUAUUUAAAUGACACCUGCCACUACCGCAGUCUCGCGUGUACACAACAGUUAACGCUAUAUUAUAUUUCCAAAGGACAUCACAGUAGCAUUAUGAUGUAUCUGCAGUCUUUCUAACAGGUGAUUUGGCGAAAAUGUCCUCCGACUGUAUACCAAAUACGCCGUUUAACGUUUACAAUAUGUGUUCAUAGUGGGAUGUUUGAUAUUGAAUUCCCAGACAAUCAAUUCGCACUUGAAAAUUUAAAAAACAGUAUUAAUAAUUCCUCUAUUAGAACAUAAUAUUCGCGAAUUCGGUGAAAAUAGUCUAUUUUAAUAGUAGCGCAUGGGUAUAUUAUAGCCGGAGGACCGCGGCGAACUCCGUGAAAACACAUUUUCAUUAUUUUUAUAAUAAUAUUGCCGCAGAGACCUCAAAAAAACGCUUUUGCAGUGACUUACGGUUCGGAAUAUUUCAACUCGGAUGCAUAACAUUAAUGGGUUAUCUUCAUCGAUAAUAAUGCUUCCGAAACGGGAAUAAUAUUUCUUUAUCACGUAUCGACUGUGCGUCGUAAUAAUAAUAUUUCAUUUUCCCUUUCGAGCGUGACUUAUACUUAAAUCACAAUAUAUUAUAGCGUGUAUAGGUACUUACAUUACCAUCGUAAUCGAGUCGGUUGACAAACGGUAUUGUACUAACAAAUCAUUAAAAUAAUAACGAUGGUAUCGGGGAUAAGGUUAUUUACAACAAAUCCAUUUAUAUAAUAAUAAUAAUUUAUUACAAAGCGAAUGGAUAUAAUAUUAUCAAUACUCGUAGCUAAAAAGAAACGAUAUUACUGUGAGUGUAUGUAUGUGUGUGUGUGUGUGUUACGGUUAUUCGGAUCGAUAUUAAUACGGUUAAUUCGAAUUCAGAUUUGCUUUACGUUCGUAUGCGCGACAUUACAAAACAAAUACCUAUUAUUAUAUUAUUAUCGCAUUUGAGUACAAUGUACAUAAUGUGAUUAUUUUGAGACCUAUACCAAAGUCGUUAGGUAUGGUUAUUUGAUCAUAAUAUUGUAUUAUUGUUGCAUAUUUCCGAAAAAAAAAAAAACGCCUUUCGAAUUCCACCGAUUAACAUAUUUACUUUUACUGUUCUUUAAAAACACAUCGAAUAUUCUAAUAUUAGGGCCGAAACGAUACUCAUAAACUGGCAUCCACAAUGAAAAAAAAAAAGGGCUAAAAUAACCAGAAGCAAAGCGAGUUUUAUCCGAAAGCCACGUUCAAAAAGUUUCCGAGUAAAUGUUCAAUAAUUUGAAAAAUGAUUUUAAAUACUUUAUCGACCUUUGAGAAAUAUUUGAGACGAAAUGGUCGCGUUGACUUUCGAUAAACGAUUUAAUAUCCACAGUUUAGUCAAUGGUGCUCGUAUACUACAGCGGGAUCGUAUUACGUUAAUUUCGAUUGGACGAGAAAAAAUAACCGUUUCAAUAAUAUUUUGGCUUAAAAAUGCCGACAAACGUAUUUUAACACCAGCACGCUCAAAUAUAUUUUCUUAGUCAUGCACUUCACUCACUUUACUUUUCGGGCGUUAUUAUUCUUGCAGGGACACGUGCGCAACGGGGUGAUCUGGUUUAAAUACUUUUAAAUUCAUAUCAUAUUCUUUCAAUCGAUAUGUUAUCGCGAAUUCCGAUAUUUUCCACCCUGCCCGGAUAGGUGAUAUAAUAUGAAUUGGCGAAAUUUUCAUCAAAUGCCAUUUAUACCAAACAGCCCGGUAUAUGUUUCGAGUCCGAUCCGGACCCGAGUUUGUAUAUAUUAUAUUGAAAUCUAAUAUACUCGUGUUAUUCGUAAUAGCACACAGUGCUCAUAAUACGAAUACGCGUUAAAUAAUUUCUAAAUAAAAAUAAUAGUAAUUUAGUACGCGUACAUUAGCGGGUAGUUGAUUAAUUCAUAAAUAUAGGUAAUGCGAGUGUAUCGAAAGAGAAAUUUGAUUACGCGUAUGCGUUUACGUCCUCGAUUUAUUCGGGCGAUUCUGAUACCUGUAUUGUAUAGUUUGAAAGUUUCCCGCAUGAUAGAUUACAUAUUUGUUUGGUUUUUUUUUUUCUAAUUAAACGAAGGAGUUUUACAUAUUAUAUACGCAAGUAUAAUAAUUAGUUAAAAUGUUUUUUUUUUUUAUUUCAAAUAAUUAUACUCUUAUGUGUACAAUAUACGAUUUAAGUUUAUAACCUAGUUUUGACGAGCGAUUGUUUUUUUUUUUUUUAUGCAAAGUGCGUUUUUAACACGUAACGAUCGACGCAAAUACGGUUUCUCGUUUGGAAAUUUAAUAAUUGUACAGUCAUCAUGAUGAUUGCCGAACGAUACGAGUAUAAACGCUGCGAAACACCAUUGCCCCGUGAAAACGCGAUGUUCGUAUCGGCCGAUUUGUUUACUGGACAAAUAUCGCGCUAGAGAUGUAUUUUUUUUUUUUUUUUGAGCAUAAAAAUGGUUUUUGAAGAUGGAUGAAAGUUGAAAUCUCCAAAAGGGAUCAUUCGUGAUACUUACACCGUGUAAGAAAUUUCAUCACUCUGGUUUCAUUUGAGGGGGGUGGGGGUUUAGGAAUGUACACGGCUAAAAAAAACUAACACCCUCUACACCGCAAAAAUACGGUGAAAUUCAUGAUCAAACCGAAAUCGUGUCAUUGUAAUCCGCCUAUGGCAUAAAAAACAAAACCUUAACUCCCGAGUUAGAACUCAUAUUUUCGUCCAGAGGGAAUCAAGCGUCUCCGAAAGUAGCGGCGAAAAACUUAAUAAAUUAUUAAACUUUCGGGGGGAAAUCGGUAAGUACGGUACACGAAAGGUUUUCCAGGCGUCUCGUCGCAAAGACUUCGUGUGGAAUUCACAAAUCGCGUUCUUGGAAAAAAAAAAAAAAAUAGAAUAAAAAAAAACUACGACAGUGUAUAUAUUAUAUAUAUACGAAUACUCACGUCUCUCAUUGCAGCGAAAUAUUAUUCAAUCAGAUCCGUUCGCUUUGUUAUCCCGUCGUCGUCAUCCGCGGAGAAAAGCCCGUAGCAUUAACCGGAGUCGCCCGGGUAGCAUACGGAAUAAGCUACGGGGCCAGUAGCUUUCGUUCUUUCUCUCUUUCUUUCUUUAUUAUUAUUAUUAUUUUUUUUCUUAUUUAUUUUUUAUUUUUUUUUUCCCUCGUUCUUCGCUUUUUCCGUGUCCCGCCGUCGUCGCACGCGACUACUGCUGCACAGCAGCGGCCGUUGUUCCAUUCCGCGUCGUGCCUAUGCACAUAAUUUGCCGUUCGCGAAAUAAUCAACAAUCCCGGGAGGAAUGGUUCCGACUUUCCGACUUUCCCCUCCCCUCGCUCCGGACUUAAUAUAUAUAUAUAUAUACAUACAUAAUAUAAAUACGCACAAUAUACAUAGAUUACCAGGCGGGCGGGCGGGCAGGUGGUAUAGGUACUUCUCCCGAGCGUGCGCCGCACGCAGUCGGGUCACGUUCUUCCGGCUUUCCAGUCGAAAAAUCACAGCCGUGCGCGUACCGCUGUCGCUACGUACGCAUAAAACAGAACCCGUUCUUUCGGUCGGCGUACGUGUACACACCAUCGGCCGUCUGUGAUAACGUCGAUCGCGUAGUUAUUGCGCGCACGCAAUAUCAAAACAACAUUGAUAAUAACGAUAAAUAACAAAAACAACGGCGAUUCAAUAGCCGACGAGCGCGGCAGGUCCGGGAUUCGUCCGUCCGAAACAGCCUCGGCGACCAUAAUUAUAAUAAUAAUAAUAACAUGCGGCGAUCGUGCGGAAUAGAAAGUCGAUAUUUGACGGUCGAAAAAUACCGCAUGAAAAAAUCGGUUAGCUCCCUUUUUUUUUUUUUUUUUUUUUUAAAAUAAAAACGGACCUUUAAAAUGUACAAGUAUAUUGUUACUCCGUCGCACAUACUACGUACGCAUAGACGAUCGCUUGCGCCCGUAGGCAUAACGGAUUUUCUGGUUUAUCGUGCGACGAGACCAUUGCGCGUGUCCUACAAAAACCUCCGCCGCCGCCGCCGCACGAUAACAUACUUGUAGGAAUGUUGUUUUUUUUUUAAAAAAAAAAAAAAUUUAUUUGCGCACGCCGAGUUUUCAUUUUUACCUUUGUAGAAAACGUAUUUGCAUAACGUGUGUAAAAAAUUUCAGCGAAAGUCAUAAUUCAUACAUUAUAUUGUGUUGUUUUUUUUAUAGUAUUAUGCUAUUUCGGUAGGUACUCACCUACCUGUGGACAAGCAUUUGAAAAGAACCCGGAUAUCGGAAAUUUUAACCAGAAUAAUAACACAUUUUUCGUUUAAAAAUAUCGGAUUUAUAUACAUUUAAUUUACCUAAGCGCAUAUUUAUAGUAUUAUUCUAAUGCUAAAUAUUAAAAAAAAAAAAACACGGAGAAAUCAUUAUCUUACGAAUAACAGUAAUUUCAAUUUUAUUUUCUAAAUUUUAAUACUUCGAACGUUUUAAGAAAAAUAAAAAGUGAGAUGGUAUACUUAAAUUGGAUAGCACAUGAUUCCGCAUAAUUUCAUUACCAAAAUAAUUUUUGAUUCGCUAUAAAAUCACACGAUUCCGCCAUAAAUAUAUUGAUACGACGUUUUCGGCCACGGUUUUUAUUAAAGUACAAAAUAAUGAUAAUAAAAAUCGGUUAAUUAUUCACUGUUAUUAAUCGUGCAGAUAAAAGUAUAUAAAAGAAGAUUGGGAUUAAUCUGGAUAGUAAAAUAAUAGUUAUUUUUCCGAACGUUGUAGCAAGUGUUUUAUGAGUUUUUUCUUUUUUUUUUUAAUACCGGCGUUUAAAUACACGUUUCGGUUUCAAAUCAUAUUGUCGAUUUGGUAUCUUGAAUGUCGGUGGAAAAAAAAACGUUUUUUCGAGUGUAAAACAUAAUAUUCCCCGCCAAUAAUACCAAUAAUACAUUAUGACGUUAUCGAAGACGAUUUCGGAAAGUUAAAGAAUGUACUCUGUGAUUGACGUGUCGUUCACCGUACGAGUGUAUUCAUCAUCGGUAUAGUUUGUCGAGUGUAAUUUAAAAAAAAAAAAUAAUAAUAAUCGAAUAACUACAUUAUCGAAUAGGUAUUGUAAACGAAAGUACCGCCUACGCUUCAAUGUUGUGCAAUUGACAUAUUUUUCUACGUCGUGUGUGUACCUAUAACAUCGCACACGCGAGUAGUUAUAUUUUUUUAACACCAUUAAACGUAGUUUGGCGCGUGGUCGUCAAAUUAAAUAGCUUUUUUUUUUCCGUUUAAAAAUCUUAGAAAAAUACGAAUAAAAUAAAGCCCAUAAACAUUUAAUACACGCAUCCAUUUGCAUCGUAAUAAAAUAUUUUAUACGUGCAAUUUUGUAUGCAUUGUAGCGAUUAUACGUUCAUAUUGACGAAAAAAAGAUAUCGAUAACGAGCGACGUUCCAGGAUCUAGAAAUUAACAAAACAAGUAAAAGUUAAUUCUCCUAAUAUUGAAAUAGGUCAUCGCGUUCAUCUUGUUGUUAUGGUAACAAAGUGCAGUGGUAUAAGACCGUUUUCAAUAAUUAUACAAUUGAUGGAGUUUGAGAAAAUAAAAUCUAGAAAAGUUAAUAGAAUUGAAUUUCAACUGCUAUUACACAACAUAAUUGUUGUUGUUAUUAACCCAGGUCAUAUGUAACACACUAAUUUAUAUUGUUAUAACGCAAUUUCACAUGAUAUUGCUUACCGGAUAUAUUAAUGAUUAAAUGGAAUCAUGUACGAAGAAAUUACAACAUUUUAUCAAAUACGUAAAAAUGUAUUUUCUUGGCUUUUGUUUGGGGCAAUGAACGUUUCCGUAAUAUAUUCUGCCCAAGAGCUAUCGCAUACCAUAAUCCGGCUCUGUUUUGGUGUAUUCAACCAUCCUAAAAUAGUGUACAGGCACCUUGGUACUUUUGAAUGUACUUCAUAUAGUAGCUAAUAAUUAGGUAUUUUUUUCUCCUCGAGUUUAUUAACAAUAGUACUUUUCUAUGCAAUUAUUUUUUGUUAUUAAAACAUUAUUAUUUAUGUAAUUAUUGAUUUUUUUUUUUUUAUAACUAUCAUAGUAUCUAGGUAUAUGAAUGACAUUAUGAUAACGACCGUAGUUUAACAUUUUAAUUUUUUUAAUGCCAAUACGUAAUGCUUCGUUUACGUACUAUCUACGUUGUGAGUUUUUCCCCUGUUCAAAUUUCACGGACCAUAAACCGAAGCGUUUAUGUGUCUUAAAAAAAAGUAUAUAAAACAAAACUACAUAAUUGGUGCGAACAAGAUUUUUAAUAUAAAAUUAUAAUCACACUGAUGCUUGUUAACGAUGUUUUUAUUAAUAAUGAUCAUCAUUACGCUGGUUUUAUAAUAAUAAUAUACAGAGUGACCAAUCUAGGUAUUCAUAUUUUGAAAAUAUUUGUUUGUAGAUAAAAUUUUGGAAAACAAUUUUUUUACUUUUUUAACAUAUGUUUCUAAGUAUACAUAAUUUAGAUCAUGUUUCGAACGGUUUCCCGAGAUGGGGUCAGUUCUUCCCCUGUACGUCUGAUAAAGAAAAAAAAUGUAUUAAAUAUACCCUGAAAUUUUCUAAUAUUGCUUCAUGAAUUCAUUUAAUCAAAUAUAACUCCCGAUUUUUUAUUCAAAACGAUGUCAGAUGGGUCACAGGCAAAAUAUGAUUGCAUUUUUUCGUGGAUUUUUUCUUUUCUGUUAUCAUGGGAGCCCGAGUAGACGUGUUCCACGGUCCCCGUGUAGACAUAUUUAAAAUAUAAACUACUUAAAAGCUUGGUAAGUCUGUAUUUGCAAGUGCACCUUAAUACCAUAGAUACCUAUUUAUUUUAAUAACCUAUAACGAUAUAAUUAAUACUGUAUUUAGGUAAUCAAAGUUUUAUCCUCCCCGAGUUCGUGUAUACCACGGUGUAUAAAAAAAAUAUCCGUUAUCGGUCGCGUCAUUAUAUGGGAGCAAAGGUGUUUUUGAAUAUCCUCCGUGGUAAAAAAAACACCCGAUAGUUAUUCAUAACAUUAUACUACUAUCGGACGGUGAAAUUUCAGAGAGUGAACGGUUGGUAAGUAGGUAAGUACCUACGUAAAAAUAUCUUCGUGUAACUUAAUCUUAGAGGGUAAUAUUUAUGCGUGUCAUUCUGUGGGUAAAACGAUUCGACCGUGUGCUGGGACGAGAGGAUAAACGUUUUCCUAUAUACAUAUAGAAUAUAUAAGAUAGUUGUGACCCCCAAGUCAGGGUACAUUUUCGAGACGAGGGUAUGCAAUAUUAUAGAUUCACACAGUGACACUCAGCAAACGAAACGACGACGACGUAAUCGCGCCGCCGGACGGUCUGACUAGAGUUAAGAAUCCCAGAAUAUAUGCCCGGGGAAAGAAAAGUCCAAUAUCAUUUUUUUUUCUCGUAAAAAUGCCCGACUGACAAAUUUUAGCGACACGAAAAAAAUUGCCACAACACGUUUGCGCACAGAAUAAAUAUUGUGUAUUUCUGAAUGUUUCUUGACUAUUCACACAAAACAUCAGUGUUACUUAUACGGAAAUAAAUUUUAAAACAACUAGAUGAAGACAAGAGAUAAUUGCUCAAAUAAUUAUCUCGAUGAAGAUACAUACGAAUUUAAAUAUCUAGAGACAAACAAGUAAUCAACAACUUUUUAAAUAGUGCUUAAAAUAAUUAAGUGCAACAGAUUUGGAUUAUUUGGUACACAUAUAGAUUUUAACAAGGACGUGUGAUCGAUAUAACUUAAUAGAUAAUUAUUUUUCUAAUUACCAUAUUACCGGUACGAUACGUACGGCCGGUACAUAAUGUACGAUUCGAACAUAUUUAUUCAGAUGAUUCGAUUAUUUAUCUAAGAUAUCUAUAACCCUCAUUUAUCUAGUUGCGAUAGAAUAUAGCUACCUAUUUAGGUAAAUCUCAACAUGAAUUAUAAGUUUAAAUACGAACGGCUUUUAAAUUUUCAACAUUUUUUUCUAACGAGAAGGACAAUGACCAAAAAAAAAAAAUCGAACUAACGCUAGCAUUGUAUUAUAUUCGAACGCCGGCGAUGAGCACUAUCAUAUACAACUUUCGAUUUUGAAAAAAAUAAUAAAAUAGGUUGAUUCUGCUGGUCUAUUUGGACAGCGGAAUAUAAAUAGUAAUUCAAUUCAUAUCUGAAGUACGCAACGAUAAACCAUUGUUAAAGGUGAACGAUUCUGAGCAAAAUAUUAUUAGUCGUAUUAUAUUUUCCUUUGUUGCCAAGAUAAACGUAGAAAUCAACCAACAUUAUGCAGACAUUUGUCAGUAUUAUUCCCAUUUAUUAAGAAAACUGCAAACAAAUAAUUUUCCCAAUGUAUAAACUAGAUCGAAAAUUCUACAAGAUAAUUUUUACAAUUUUUGAUUUGAACAAGAUUUCCGGCAGAAAAGUCAUAUGUAGACAUAAAAAAAAAAAAAAAAUCACAUAACAAUAAAACCGAUACGUUCCUCGCUUCGCUCGAAAUUUACAAAAAACUUUAUUGUCGUACACACGUUUAGUUUUCGCGAAAUAGGUUACCAUAGGGCCAUUAAAAUAUACAUAUUUGCCGUAAUUCGCGGUUAAAUAAUUAUUGUUUUUCUCCGGGGGUUUUCGGUGACAGUUUUCCAUAUGGGUAUUAUAAGUAUACACUGUACGUGCAUCGUUAUUUCUACAAGCGGUCUGUGAAUUAUCACGAUGACAAUACGUAAACACAACCUGGAGAAACGAUUUCUUUCGAUUAUUUCCGUCGUUCGAGUUUGAUUGGUCGACGAUGAUUUUUCCUUUUAUUAUCUCGUGGACAUCGCCGUCACCGCCAGGACCCGAUAACGUACCGCGUGCCCACGUCUUCGGAUUGGGAGAGGGGGAGGGGGAAAACGGGAAAAAACGACGUGUUUCGUUCUUGUUAUUAUUCAAAAAGAAAACGGUUCGUCUGUGUAAGCAUCACGUCAUAACGUAAUAUGAAUAAUAAUAUAUUAUUAAACUAUUUAAGUAUACAGUUUUCAGUUUCACGACGACUAUUAUUCGCAUCGGUGAUGUAUGUAGGCACAACUACCGGUGUUUUAUACGAGAGCGAGAACAAAUAUCCAUCAAUUGAUAUACAGGGUGUCACACAUCUGACAAAUGUAAUAUUUUUUAUUCCGUUCAAAAUUUUUAAGUUUUACAUUUUUUUUUCUCUAACAAUUACCGAAUUCUUGCGCUAUGGUUCUUCUAUUACAUAAAUAUAUAUUUUUUUAAAUUAAAUUUAAACAUUCCAAGACCGCCGUUUUAUAAAUUUAUUUCGAAAACAUUUUUACACUACAAAAUGUUUACUAACAAUACAUUUUCUAAACAAAUUUUAAAUUUACAAAAUUCAUUCACAAAAUGCUUUUUCAUUGACAAAUUGGUGAAUCGAUUAAUUUAUAUAUAAAUAUCAUUUAGUAGUGGUAAUGAAAACAAUUUAAAUUGUCGUAAAUUUCAAAAACGGCUCGUCAUUAGUAAACGUUUGUAACAAGCUCUAGUAAUUAGUAGCGAAAAAGCAAACCUUAAAAAUAUUGAACAGAAAAAAAAUGUAUUGCAUUUGUCACAUAUCCGUGAGACACCCUCUAUUUUUAUCUUUCGGACGCGGUAUAAGGUCCAAAAUUCAAUAGAGUUAUGUAGUUUCCUAAUGUUGAACACGAGAAUUAUUUACAUAGUAUUAUAUAGACACUCGGGUAUCUUCAUAUUGUUAUGUUUCAUUUCUAUAAAAAUAUGUAAGUGAACAAGAAAGAACGAAAACAUUUUAUAUCGUGCGAUAAAACUUAUACGAUGAAACCAUUUUUUUGCGGGUAACCGGUUUUUUUAUUCUAACAAUUUUCAAACGUCACCCUGUCUUAUUUAUGGUAUCUGUGUACCUAUAUACGUUUCCGGUAAUAACUUGUUUAGUUGUGAGUGAAGGGAAAAAUAAUAUUAGUGUAGGUCUGUUAUAAUAAUUGCUAUCGUUUAAACAAGUAUGUUUGGUGGGUAUAUGAAAUAACAUGGUACUGGGAUUUCGAAGUCAUUUUUGUUUUCUGGCACUCUUAUGACUGUGCUUAGCUCUAUGUGGAAAAUUCGUCUCUGGCGAUGCGUAUAUGGCAAUUUUAUUUCUCAUUUUAUUGUCAACUGUUUACAAAAUUUGUAUCGUUUUACGGCUUUUUUCACAGCAAAACUUAAUAUUAUCUUCUGUUUAUAGAAAAAAAGUGUCACCGUUAAUUAUCCUUUGUAAAUUAUGUAAGAUAUUAUUAUAAGAUAUAACGACAACGGCGACGGCGGUGAUCCAUGCUGACGUCGGAACGGUCGGUCAAUUUUGUUUUCCUGAUCUCACAGAGUACAUUUUAACAUAUUGUUGUUAUAGUACGAUCUAGUGAAAUAUUAGUGGCCUCAGGCCUCUUAGUGGUUGAUGGAUGUGCGCCACGAAGUCGAUAUUUUUUCAAGGAUUUACGAUUACAAAAAAAAAUUAAAUGAAAUCAUCAAAAUGGCACCUACAAGAAUAAUAUUGUAACAACAUUGUGUCCAGGCAUUUUAUAUAUAUACCGAGAGACAUGUCAUUAAUGUUGCAUAAACGUGACGUAGAGGCAAAUUAAAUAUAAAUAAUGUGAGAUCAGUGACAUCUUUAAUAAAAUUGUGCACGAAUAACAAUUGGACGGUUUGUAUAAUUAAUUCGUCUAUCAGACGCGUUUCGUGCACGCUUCGUUUGUCGUUAUUUUAGUGAAACGGUUUACAUAGAGACGACGACGUCAGUAUUGUUCGGUAUCUAUACGCUUGUGUUUAUUUAUUUUUUUUUAAUUUUACACCGGCGGCAAAUUCUGUUCGGAUUCGUUAAAAUAUCGUGAUUGUCCGUAUCUACGUACGUUUAUAAACGAGUCAAAGAGAUACCAGCAUUGAAAACCAUUUGGUUAGUUAAAAAAUAAUAAUAAUAGUAAAAGUAGCCGUACCAGACAUGUUUAAACUUUUCAUAGGAAAUGUUUUAUUUUAUUUUCGUGGCAAAAUACAAACAUCUCUAUACAUAUUGUAUCUACGUUUCUAUGAACUUACAUCAUUAUAUUUUAAUAGACGAUCGCUGGUCGAGCUAUAGGGUUUUUCAAAAACUGUUUCAAUUCAUAUUUAAUUGUCUAAAAAAAUUUAGUGAAUUAUUUUUAAUAAUAUGAGUGUAAACUAACGAAAUAACGUUAUAAAGAUAAUAUUAUUAAGACUUGAAUAUUGGAAUGUAGAAAAAGGCCGGAAUGAGCUGGGUUUGAGCGAACGACAGACUAAAGAGAGAGACAGAUGGAUAGUAUCCGAGAAUUUGUGAUGUAGCUUAUUCAGUCACGAGAGUUGGACUGGAGCAUAAAAUAUGAGGAAGACGGUUUAGAUGUUUAGCAGCUAAAAGGCUGAUAGAAUGAAGGGGUAUAGACAAAACGAGUUAAUGGGGGGGUACAUCAGACGGUAUGGGGAUGACCAACAGUAUUAUUCUCGUCGUUAUUAUCUGAACUGUCCUACGUGGGAAACAAUAAAUAAGAUUAGAUCAAAAUUAGGAAAAUUUUUAAUGUCAACCUACGUAGUUUUAUCGAAAAUUUCAAUAUUGUGAAUGUAAAUAAAUGCAGACGUCGAACUUUAGGAAUGUCCAUUACUACGAACAACAGGAAAAAUAAAGGGUUUCGCGGAGAUAACUGCAGCAGGAAUACUGCAGGGAAUGUGGUUGAAAUCGCUGAUUAUUGGCAAGGGAAUACUUAAUACUAAAUACUUUGGUCGACACGUAAAGCAAAAGAAACAGCUAAUAGCCUGUAUACGGCCUAUAAAGAUAUUUAGAAAAAAAAUACAGAAUUAUAGGUAAUUGAUGGCCAUCUUAUUGUAAUCACGCUAUUUUAAAUUGCACGGAUAUUGCCUACUUCAAAUUAGAUAUUAUGAAUACUAAAUUUUUAUACCGAGAUAAAUACUUACUCAUUCGCGUUAUCAUUCAACCGGUUUUCGCGUACAAUAAUAAUAUUAUUAUAUUUACUGUAGUAGAUCCUACGUUAUUAUAAUAUUAUUAUGACUCGAAUUGUAAAUCUCGUAGUGAUUCGUUUUUAAUAGGUAAUUGAAAUCGAAAUUAUUUUAUUCUUCACCCGCAACAUGAGAGUUUAGACGGUCUAUCGUGGAUCAGUAAUAAUAUUAUUACUCUAGUACAUUUAAAGAUUUCAAAUACGUUUGUAAUGCCCCGGUCACACUACGGUAGUUUAACGUGAUAUCUGUUACAAUUAUAGUAUUAAUUGUCGUGAGAGUUGUAUUAUGCUGUCACCGUGGGAACAAUAUGAAAGUUAUCGCGGUAAACACUAUCGCCUACACGAUUGUUGUAGUUCUGUCGCGAUAAUGAUAGUAAAUAUUUCAAGUACUGUCAUGGUAAGGUUCACAUUUUUUUAUUAUUAAAAUGCGCUCUAAAUCUAUAGAUUGUCAAAUUUAUAAUCAAUUCAAAAUUGUGUCUGCGCUGUAUUUAAUCGAAAAAUGACUAACUUACCUUGUUUGGAUAACAUUUUUAACAAUACUGCCGUAAGAAUUACAUAUUUUUCUAAUAGGAAUAGAAUAGUUUUAUAACGCGAAAUACACGAGUCCAAUAUUAAUUGGUUCGAGUUGGUAGGCGUAUAGAAAUCCGUUAUUAUUAAAAAACAAAAACAAAAUGGUAUGCAUAUGCGUUAUCCGCGUUGCGAUUCUAAUAAUUAGGUAGGUACCCACAGUACCUAUGUAAUAAUAAUAUGUAAAUUGCAUUAUUAUUAUGACCGCCGUCGUUGUCGUCACGUUUUCUCCCGUUUCACUUAUAUUUUUUUUUUUUUUUUUUUUAAAACAAUGUUUCUCAUGCAUAUUUAAAGUUAAAAAGAAAAAAAAAAUAGUAAGAUACUUAUCAUGUACGUGUACUUAAACGAUACAUAUUAUUUACGUGACGAGUUUUGCAUGUCGAUCGUCCGUAGAAAUUGCCGAAGGCGUACCUGAUAAUUCGUGCAAAUUUUGACGUAUUACGAAUGCGGUCGGAAUUGAUAAGUUUAUUCAUUUGAAUUUUCGGCCGGUCUUGCAUCACGGUCGAUAAAUUUCUCUUGCGAAACAUUAUUAUCGACGAUGCGUUAAACUAAUUUUAUCGUUAUGGUCCGGACAACGGCGAAACCGAUAAUACCGCUGUUGUUUUAAAUCAGCAAGGUGCAAAUUUGAUUGCACGAUACACGAACCGCACGCGUAUUUCAAGUGUUAAAGAUCACAUCGUUAAUAAUGAAAACAAAAAACACUCAAUUUACAUUUCUCUUACAUGACGGCAUUUCGAUAAAAAUAUCGACGAAAAAAAUAGUUCCAGUCUAAUCUACGGCAUUGAAGGAUCCGGGGGGUUGAGUGCAAGGGACCAUGCCUCCCAGACGUAAUACAAUCGUUCAAAUUGUGUUUAUAAUUCCUGAAUCCUGAUAAAAAUUAUAGCAAUAGUUAAAACAGAACACGAUUGUUUAUAACGACAAUGUUAUGGUUUCGUGAUUGAGUGUGUAUCGAGGACGCUACAAGAGUGUCCAACAUUAUUGAAGUGGCACUCGAUCAGCCGAUCGAUUUCAGUUCACGUCCAUUGAUCUGAAAUACGAGUCGGUGCGAUAACAACUAGGGGAGAAAUUAUAUGGAAAAAAAAAAAAAAACAUCGAUCGAAAAAUCGACAGUUUUAGUAAAAGUGACAGUGUAGAAAAAAAAAAAUUCAUUUGGAUUUUGUCAUUUAAAAUAGAAUCAAUAAUAUUAUUAAAGUUAACGCUCUCGACGUUUAGAACAAAGUAUCGUAUCUAUUACUUGUUGUGAUAAAUUUAUUACGCGCCCGAUCCGCAAUGUCUACCGACUCGGCGGCUAUUUUGAAUCCCUCGGUCGGGAUUGUUCGUCCGUCACCAGGUGCCUAAUAAAUUGCCGCGAUUAAAACCACGCUACCUGCUGUCUAUACCUAACCUAACCGCACGGUAGUCGCGCGACGGGCGGGCGCCGCGCCGCCGUCGCGUCGGUACGCGGCCGGAGGGGCGGACGGUAAAAUGAUAAUAAUAUCGUAUUACUAUUAUUAUUAUUAUUAUUAUUAUUAUUGUUGUUGUCGUCCUCGUCGGUCGUUAUUAUUAUCAUUGUCAUCGUAAUCGACUGCGACGGCGGAAUAAUGAUCGCGACUGUUAUUGUCAGCACCGCGCGCAGACACGCACGCAAUCGUAAUGUUUCCGUUUCAACGUCCACCCUCCUCCCCGUCGUCUCACUCUCGGCGAAUUAUUGUCGUGCCGCGACCGCGGUCGGAACCUAACCGCCGCGGUUACCGCGCGUAUUGUCGUUCAAAAACGGCAUCUCCUGUAUAGCAAUAACAUCACAGUAGUGUACCAAUCAUUAUAACAAUGUGCGGUUCGGCCCGGCGGAUGAUCCGCGCGCGCGAACGCGUCGUGUUUCUUCCGCCUAUCGAUCGGCGUUUAUCAUCGUUAUCGGUCCGGGCGCGAAUUAUUUUUUCCUCGCUACGUUCCCAGACGGACAAUCGACGUUUACAGUCGGCCGUCCGCCCGAAUAGUCGACGUUUACGCGAUACGGGUCGAAAAAAAAAAAAAAAAACAAUAAUAAAAAAAUAGCACGUACUUACGUUCAGACGGGCGGCGCUAUAAUAGAUUUGUUAUUAUCGGUUCGUUAUUAUUGCGCACCAGACCGGAAUUCGGAUUUAAAAUUAUUAUUUUAUUUGACCGUCGAACGAUGUUAUUCUAUUUCAAUUAUUAUUUUUAUUUUAUUUUUAUUUUUUUAAUAGCCCAGUAAAAUGUAUCUAACAGAAAAAAAAAAUAUUUUAUUACUCAAUCAAAUACCAAAUCGAAAAAAAAAAAAACUAACAGUUGCCCAAUAAAAAGUAAACGAUUGCCUCGUCAAGUUUAACGCGAGAACGCAUAAAAGAAAAAAAAAAAAAAACAAAUAUUAAUUAACGUUUAAAAUAUUUAGACACUUAACAGUGCAACAGUUCGUGUAAUCGAGUGUAUUCGAGAACGGAUGAUAGCGGAAUUUCGAAAAAAAAAAAAAAUUUUCAAACGUAUUCAAAGUAUUCAAACGGUUAGUUUAACCGAAACGUAAUGAAAAUGUUAAGUGUGAAAGGUCAGACUUUUUACGGAGAAAAUCUAAAUUUGUCAAGUUCACGGCAUGUAUAACGGAUUAUUGUGCAAGUUCGACGGUAAACUAAUUUUUCAACUAACUGGUGUAUACGCAGGCGCCCAUUUAUAGUAGAAUACGACCUGCGAGAAGAAACGCAAGUAUCUCGAGACUUAAUUGAAAUUCCCGAGUGCGAGUAAUCCGAAACGGAACGCGUAUUUCCGGACACCCUGCCACUUUACCGGGCGGGUGUAAAUCGGCUACGGGCAAUUCAAUUUGGACGUCAUUUGACCCGCGCGAGACGCGCGUUUCCGACGUUUGUGCACCGCGGCCGGCAAUAAUAUUGUAGCGGUCACAGGAGCGAAACGGUACCUAAACGGUGCCUGUUUAUCGAGCGUCGAUGUUUGCGUACGGGCGUACGUAUUCAGCUCCCCGCGUGUCCGAACGACGACGGUAAAUGCGAUCCGUAACGAUAUUUACAUUAUGGCACAAUUGUCCACAACAACGGUGGAUAACGCAACGCACGGCGCGUGAGACGGGCUGCGGAGUCGGGUAAACACUCGAGCAGUUAUUGGUAUUAUUGUUUGUUAUUGUAACGAGUAACGGUCGCGUUGUGUGAAAAUUUUAGAAAUCGCGCGAAUCCGACGUAAUCAUCGCCUCGUAAAAUAUCGACAAACGCCGUUUUGCUUCGUGUAAAGGCGGCGGGUGGCGUCGUCCGAACAUCAACGGUAACAACGAUGACGGUUCGGUAUUGGUCGAUUGCUCGGUCACGACCGACCGGAUCGAUUCAUUAUACGCGCUCGUGUUUAUAGCGAAUACGCGCGCAUUAUUCCGUGGAGUGUGUACAGGCAUUCUCGCCGCGUGUAAACAUAGCAACGGCCGUCCGAAAAGCGAACGCCGCGGCCGGCCCGAAGCCGCACGGAUUCGAUAUCCUAUACGUUGCACGAUGUAACCGAAGGUUCUUGGGAUUUUAAUGAUCUGAAAAAAAAACACACACACACACAAUAAAAAUGCCUUAAAAAACACAAUUUAUUGCACUUGCAGUGAUGCACAUUCAGUGCGACACGAGUUACAUUGUGAUUUCGGUAAAUAGCGUUUCGUAUUCUUUGCAGCCGACAUCGUAUUUCACUGGUACAAUCGGCAAAUCUAUAAUGCAUUUGAAAAAAUAAAACUAUCAUUUUUUUUUUUUUUUCUUUAGGAGGAAAUCAAAAUUAAUUUUAUUAAAUUUUCUGACAACUCUGGGAUGUUUGUAAUAACAAGUGCCUUAGAACCUAAAAAUGCCGAAAAAUUUCAAAUAAAAGUAGUUCCAUAUUUGAAUCAUUUAAUACGUGAAACGAAUUUUGUGCUUGGAAAGCAUUGCUUUAGGUCAUUUGAAAAAAAUUGCAAUUCGCAUUAUAAUCCGCACCCUAGUUAUAACAUACGAACGGAUUGUGUUGUGUUUGCUUUUUUCUUCUUGCUCCAGUCGUCGACUUCAGGGAUAGUUUCUGGUGGUAAAUUAUUUUGUCUAGCCGGUUCGUUGAGUUUAUUUUUCGAUUUCCUUUAUAGUUUUCUUAAUAUUUACAAACGAAAAAAAAACUCGUCGGAAAUAUGAAAUAGUUCACGCAGUAACGGUUUCUGUUAUUUUCAGUUUUGUUGUUUUUUUUUUUGUUCUGGAGUAUUUGAAUAUAUUCUUAGAGACAUGCAAUUUUACCGAGUAUUCUAUUCUUAGUUCUUUCUAACGCGCUUAAUCGAACUUUGCUCAGAAUCGUUUUUCGUAAACGAUGUUGUAUCGUGGCCUACAGAUAUACAUUAAAUUGCGUUAUCAUAUUAUAUCCUAGCUAGCCGAAUUUUUUCUUUGGUAAUUUCUAUUCGUUCGCAAAUAAUGUUCGCACGAGAUGCUAACACGUAUAACUAUGAUGUUUAAUACAAAAAAAUCAAGAGUUUUCACCGUUAUGUGAAAACAAACAUUGCAGUGCAGUGGCAAUGUUUCGGGAUUUGAAUGGUUUCCCAAGCUCUCGGCAUAUUCGUAUUUUGUAUUUUUUUAUAUAAUUUUUUAAACGUACAAUUUCCUUUGUGUAACAGGCGGUGGCGGAUUCAUCUCGUUUAUGCGAACCUAUUGUUUCGAGGACGAUUUCAAUUUCGCUCGUAUAAUAAUGUAAUAAUUUAUUUAUAGUCGUUUAGACACUAACGGCAUUGUAUUGGUAUUGUAAUCGACGGCUUUGUAUCGGCAUUAUAAUCGCGUGAACCGCUCUUAUCUCGAGCGUUACAAAUAGAAUAAUAAUAAUCCCCGUUACGGUUAAACGAAACCGUACAUAAGGGCCAUCGUAAAAAGUUUGAACUUUUUUUCAUACUUGCAUAAUUGUACCGCACGUUUUUGGGUUUGUCCUUACUAGGUAUACAUUUGCGUAUAACAUUAUAGGUUUUUUUUCUUUAACAAAAGGCGAAAGUUUAAAUGAAUCGUAAAACACAUCAUUACUAAGCACUAACCGACACUUGAUUACAUUCGGAAUAAUAUUACGCCGUUCUUCAUCUGUCGAAACAAUGUAUUUCUAAUGUAGUCUGUCAUUGUCCACACAGUAUAUUAUUAUACAUCUUGACAACACUAUUUUUCAUUUUUUUGGUUCGUGUUAUUGCUUAAUGAGCUAAAGGGAAAGUCUUAUAAAAUAUAAAUAUAAUAUGCAGUUACCGUUUACAUCUCGUAUAAUACCUAUAUAUGUAUAUCUUUUUUUUUCUAUUUUUCGUCAGUGAAUUAUGUUUGAAGUAACCAAUAACGUUUUAUUUCAAUCUCAAACCCAUAUUAAUGUCAUCGCAUUAAUUGUUUCAGGCGUUUAUCGUGAGUCUACUGCUAAUAGCCAGUGCAAACGCUGUGAUCAAUUCCGGUGCAAACGACGACAAAGCAGCAACACGAAGAGACGCGAGUCUCGGCGUACCGUCAGAUUCAUACGGUGCACCACACCCGUCUUAUAGCGGAAUUCAGCAAAAUUACGGGCCUCCACAGUCCUACAAUCCACCCGAACUCAAACCACCGAGCAUUACUUACGGGGUACCGGCAGACUCUUACGGUCCACCAAAACCUGUCUAUGGUCUUCCGAAACCUAGCUUUAAACCACUAAAACCCGAUUACGGACCACCUUCACAAGAUUCAUACGGACCACCACCAAAACCCGAGUACGGUCCACCUAAACCAGAAUACGGGGUGCCUCAACCACCAAAGCCUUUGUACGGCCCGCCUUCUGGACCUCCGAGUAUCUCUUACGGUGUUCCUCAAAUUCCUUACGCGAAAGGUCCUCCGGGAGUCCCGUCUCCACCCACUCCACCCCAUAUCUCUUACCAUGGUUGGCAACCAAUUCCGGGUGUAUCAAUUCCAUAUAUUAAGCAAAACAAUGGUUACGAGCAGUCUUCUAUUGGAACGGCUUAUGGACCUCCACCCCCCCAAGGAGAUAAUAAGUGUUGCAAUCAGAAUAGUAUUAACUCCGUAGAUACCUCUUAUGGAGUUUCACCAUCAUCAGUGUCAACGUCGUACAAUGUUCAAAGUUCUCCAAAUUCAGAUUUUGAUCCACCAAAAGAUGGUAAUUCUUACCAUGGAAAUUCCCACACUCAGUCAUUAAGUAAUUUGUAUAAACCACCUCCGCUUAUACCAGACACUAGUUAUGGACUUCCAGUUCCUCCUAAGCAAUCGUCUGAUUCCUAUGGUCCACCUAAAUUAGAAUAUGGAACACCUCCAAAACCAGAAUAUGGACCACCACCGAAACCAGAAUAUGGACCACCACCCAAACCAGAAUAUGGACCACCACCGAAACCAGAAUAUGGACCCCCACCCAAAUCAGAAUAUGGACCCCCACCCAAAUCAGAAUAUGGACCCCCACCGAAACCAGAAUAUGGACCACCGCCCAAACCAGAAUAUGGACCACCGCCCAAACCAGAAUAUGGACCACCUCCAAAAGAUUCAUAUGGACCUCCACCCAGUGGUUCAUAUGGUCCUCCACCCAGUGGUUCUUAUGGACCACCACCAAGUGGAUCAUACGGACCUCCAAUUAAAGCAUUAUAUCGUCCACCUCCUAAAGAUUCAUACGGACCGCCACCUAGUGGAACUUAUGGUCCACCACCAAAUGAUUCGUAUGGACCACCACCUAAAAUAUCUUAUGUAUCUCUACCCAAAGGAUCAUAUGGAUUUCCUCCAAAAGGAUCUUACGGACCACCUCCAAAAGAUUCAUAUGGUCCACCACCUAGUGGUUCAUAUGGCCCACCUCCAAGUGGUUCAUAUGGUCCCCCGCCAAGUGGUUCUUAUGGUCCACUACCCAAAGAUUCUCAUGGUCCACCCCCCAGUGGCUCAUACGGUCCUCCACCAAGUGGUUCCUACGGUCCACCACCCAAAGAUUCUCAAGGACCACCGCCCAGUGGAUCAUACGGUGCUCCGCCAAGUGGUUCUUAUGGACCUCCACCCAAAGAUUCCCAAGGACCACCGCCCAGUGGAUCAUACGGUGCUCCGCCAAGUGGUUCUUAUGGACCUCCACCCAAAGAUUCUCCAGGACCACCGCCUAGUGGAUCAUAUGGUGCACCACCAAGUGGACCAAGCGGUUCUUAUGGCCCCCCACCCAAAGGUUCUCAAGGACCAUCUUCGAGUGGAUCAUAUAGUUCACCGCCAAGUGGACCAAGUGGUUCUUAUGGCCCCCCACCCAAAGAUUCUCAAGGACCUCCACCAAGUAGUUCAUAUGGGUCACCCCCGAGUGGAUCCUUUGCAUCGCCUCCAAAAGAAUAUUACGGACCACCUAAGGAUUCGUAUGGCCCACCACCUAAGCCAUCAUAUAAUUUACCACCCAAAAUUUUGUAUACGUCUUCACCUAGUGGAUCAUACGGUCCUCCACCCAGUGGAUCAUAUGGACCACCACCAAGUGAGUCUAAGCCAUUAUAUCGUCCGAUACCUUUAAAGGAAUCAAACGGAGCUCCACUGAGCGGAAUAUAUGGUGCCCCGCCAAGUGAACCAUACGGAACACCAUCGAAACCAUCAUAUCAGCCAGCACCUCCGAAAGAUUCAUAUGGAGUUCCACCCAGCGUGUCAUACGGAGCGCCAUCUAAAGAUUUGUACGAAACACCGUCCUCUAAAGAUACAUACGGUAGUCCUAUUGAUAACUCAUUACAAACUCAGUAUGUUGCGAUAUCUGGCUCAUCGUAUAGUAGUGGUCUUCCACCAGAAGGUACGUUUGGUGCACCAAUAGCAAUCUGUUGUGGUACGCCACCGCCAGAUUUAGCAUCACAAAAGCCAGCAGACUUUAAUUAUGGUUUAGCAUAUGGACAAACAUCCGGAAAACAAAUACCGGGACCGAAUAUUCAACCAAGAAACCCAGUGAAAAUAGGACAACCUGUUCCAGUUGGUGUUGUAGAAUCUACACAAUAUAAUAAUUUCAAAGGUGAACAAUAUAUACCACCACCAGUUCCAGAAGUAACAGCAGUUGGAAGUGAUGCGUACGCCGCUUCAUCGAGUUCUUCGGAUUAUAGUUCUGUUUCCAAUCCAUCACCAGAACAAAGUCAAACAGAUUCUCAAAAUCAACAGCAGUACAACGUUCCCACGAUACAAGAUUCGUCAAAUAAUGCGAUUUACAAUCAAGGACCAUCUACAUUGUACAAUUUGCCACCUGCUGAAUCGUAUCAACAUGUAACACAAACAGUUUCGGUGAAUAAUGGGGCUCAACAGCCAAAUAAUGAGAAUUUCGGAACACCACAACAAGCAUUCGACUUAAAUCAGCAAAUCGAAGAGAGUCAAAAUGGUAAGCAACCGAGAGAUGCAGAGGCUAAUUUACAGCAACCCGCAAAUACGAAUUAUCAAAACCAACAAGACGGAGUAAACGUAAAUGAUAUAGUAAAUUCAUUAGGCUUAGAAGGUUCAUCAGUUGUUGGAUCGAAAUCGGUAGACUUUAACGGUAUACAAGAGUAUCCCGUUCAAGGUUCUACAGGAAAUUAUAUGCUUCAAAUUCAACCUGGUCAAGGAGGUGGUGAAAACAUUGCUCACGAUCAAGUGCUUUCCAAUGGAUUGCUUCAAGAUAUUUUGUCAGCCAUAGAAAAUCAACAGAAAUCAGAAAAUUCGUUCGAUAGCCAGCCACAAGGGUCGGAAGUACAGCAAAUGGCGACGGCAGCAUCUAACGCCAGUAUAGAGAAGUCCAGCAAAGAAUCAACUAGUAAAAAUCAAGAAAAUAUGGCGCUUUUCUAUAGUACACGAGAUGGAAAGGGAUCCAGAGGAACCGAAACGUUAUCCAGUGAAAUCAACCACUUGAGUGUCAACGAGGUGUCAAAUGGAAAUUAUGUUUCGUACAAGUCGCCUAAAGUGAGCUACGUGUACAGUGAUUCGACACCACAAGUCGUGUCACAGACGUAUCCGCAACAAUCGACUCCCAAGACUGAUGAAAGCUCAACCAACUCGUUUUCGAGCACAAGAAAUAAUUAAAAUAUAGUAUAUAAUGAUUAGGUAUAGUUAGGUUAAAAUACAUUUUUUUUUUUUUUUUUAAACACUUCUAAUAUGCCUGACUUAUUCAAACCAUUGUAUGUUACAUUCGAAUCGAAAACGAUAAGCGCGUAUAAUAGGAAAGUCCCUACAGUUAUUCAAAAUUUCGUUCGGACAUCAUUUUCGUAUUCGCCCGUGAGUGUUUUGAUUAUAAUUGUUAUCGACGACGACGCGGUAACCGGACGUAGAUUUUAUUCACGAUUAGAUUAUCACGAACUCGAAAUAAAAAUAUCGUGCCUUAUUUUGUUUUAAAUCGUGAACGGCAUGCCUAUAAUAUUUUAAUCCAAAAAGUGAGAGCAAACGUGCGAGAGGUAUUUGUAACUACGACAGAUACGAAUGCGGGGUUUCGAACACAAUAAUACAGUUUACCACAGAAAGUGAUCCCGUCGGCUAUCAAGUAAAAUUAAUCGCGCAAAAUAUUACAGUAUUAUAAUAUUACCGUGUUUUCGAAUGUUACUGAACGUGCGUUUAGGAUAGUAAAGAGUAUGAAAAUCGCGUUUAUUACUUACCAAAGAUGUUUAAGCGUUAAACUUUAUAUUUCUAUAAAUUUAUAUUUAUAUGUGUUUGUAUGUAUUAUAAUUAUAUAUAUAUAUAUAUAUAUAUAUAUAUACAACACGACUAUUUUGUGUACUCGAUAGCGUUUAGCACGAUUGCCACUACGACGUGCCAUAGACCAUUUUAUAUUAUUAUCGUUAUUGAAAUGUAAGAAUACCGUUAAUAGAGAAAAGAACAAUCGAUCAUUAUCGUUCAGAUCAUUAACCAAUAGUUUUAUUUGUGUAUGAUUACAAUGUCGUUAUCAGAUAUCAGAUUAGUACCUACCUACCGAUAUUAUGGAAAUGUAUUUAAUUACUAUUUCAUAUAUCUACUGUUUAAAAAAAAAAAAAAAAAAAAAUCGAAAUUUUAUUUCAGGUGAAUUUAUAUCGGACAUUUUAUUCUCUACUUAUUCUCGCUGAUUCUUUUAUUAUUAUAAAUAUAUAUUUUGUAUUAUUGUCAAGAUUUUUAUGUAUCAAUAUAUUAUAAUUGUUAGUGCCUAUUUAAAAAUUGUAUAUAAAAUCAUGUA
Messenger RNA from Cinara cedri, 26448 nucleotides. The record is from the annotation of a GenBank genome assembly. NCBI's taxonomy places the organism in Eukaryota, Metazoa, Arthropoda, Insecta, Hemiptera, Aphididae.